This is a messenger RNA of Dermatophagoides pteronyssinus (European house dust mite), 462 nucleotides long. RefSeq names its product eukaryotic translation initiation factor 5A-like. NCBI's taxonomy places the organism in Eukaryota, Metazoa, Arthropoda, Arachnida, Sarcoptiformes, Pyroglyphidae. The record is from RefSeq and is a predicted model, not a curated record.
AUGUCUGAUGAAUUUCAAAGUGGAGGUAAUGUAUCGUCUUACGUUCGACCUAUUCAGGCUGGUAGCGUGAAAAAAGGUUCUUUUGCGAUGCUUAAGGGCCGACCAUGCAAAGUUGUCGAUAUCAGCACUUCGAAAACCGGAAAACAUGGUCACGCUAAAGCGUCAAUAGUUGGUAUAGAUAUAUUUACUGGUAAAAAAUACGACGGUAAUUUUCCAACUUCCCACAACAUGGAAGAACCAAUUGUAACAAGAACUCAAUACGUAAUCAUUCACUGGGAAGAUGACGUUUUGCAUUUGUUAGACAGUUCUGGAGCCGUCAGAAUGGACCUUACUUGGCCAGUCGGACGUGACGACAAAGUACUUGAAGAAUGGAAAAAACAAUUAGCUGAAGGAAACACACCUACUGUCACUGUUCUCUCUUCUUGCGGAGAAGACAAAGUGAUUGGACCCAAUGAUAAAUAA